Chara braunii is the source of this 1549-nucleotide messenger RNA. Lineage: Eukaryota; Viridiplantae; Streptophyta; Charophyceae; Charales; Characeae. The record is from the annotation of a GenBank genome assembly.
GAAGUGGCGAGUCAGGGCCCAGCUAGGGCCCAGCUGGCGUGUCCCUCUCUCUCUCUCUCUUGUGGUUGAUCGAGCGAUGGAUUGAUAGGUCGAUUGGAGGGCUCUUGGCGCGAACAGCUGUCGGCGGUUUGUCUAGAGCAGGGGAAGGCCAGCACGAGAAAAGUGGUAGGUCAUGUGAGAAGACCACAGAAGAGGAAACAAGGGAGAGAGUCGGGGGCAAGGGGCGCGGUGAAGAGAGCUAGGGAGAAAGGGGAAGGAGUAAGGACGAACAAGGAACGAAGGAGAACAAGAGGAAGGAGUAAGGACGAACAAGGAACGAAGGAGAACAAGCGAAGUAGCUCGAGAGGAGGUCAGAGGAGGGCAGAGAAACGACCGGUACCAGUUGCUUUGGAAGAUUAGGGCGUAUAUUGAUUGAUUGGUUGAGCUUGCAUGCGCCGUAAUGGCUCCUCCGGCCAGACCGGGAGAUGCGGCAUAUGCCAAUAUCGAGAAAGUGAACGCAGAGCUCUUCACUCUGACGUAUGGAGCAGUUGUACGGCAGCUUCUGACGGAUUUGGAGGACAUAAAUGAAGUCAACAAACAACUGGACACCAUGGGCUAUAACAUUGGGAUUCGCUUGAUUGAUGAAUUCCUCGCAAAAGCAAACAUAUCACGGUGUACGGACUUCAAAGAGACCGCCGACGUGAUUGCAAAGGUUGGCUUGAAGAUGUUUCUAGGAGUCACUGGAACCGUUGCGAAUUGGAAUCAAGACAAUACAGAGUGCAGCCUGAUCCUCGACGACAAUCCACUUGUAGAUUUUGUAGAGCUUCCCGAAACUUGUCAAGGCUUGUUGUACUGUAAUAUUCUUUGUGGUGUUAUCCGCGGAGCUUUGGAAAUGGUGUCUAUGAAGACAGAAGCUCGAUUUGUCAGAGAUGUGCUGCGGGGAGAUGAAGCGUAUGAGAUUCGAUUAAAACUGUUGGAGCACUUGCCAGAAGUUCUCCCCUAUAAGGACGAUGAUUGAAGCCGUUUGCCGGAGUUGAUGAUCAGAGCGGAUGUAGGAGAAAUUAGGACCGAAGGUUUCCAGGCACUGGUGUGCGCGGCACGUGGUGGCGAACUCGAAUCAUCUUGAGUUUUCAUUUUCUGACUAUUCCUUCCCCAGCUCGCGCCUCCCCUUGUGGCCCCUCCCCCCGCCCCCCGCCCCCCCUCCUCCCCCCUACCCUUCCCAUCCCUCCCCCAUUCCGUUGUAAGGUUGUUUCGUACUAAUAGGGUUAUCCAGUUUAAGUUGUUUGUGAGUGCAUUACUGAUAUUCUUCCUGUUCUCUCAGCUAUGUGUACAUGUCCGUCGUUCCGAAGUCGUUUAGUGUCUUGUGUUUCAGACAAUUCUUUGUGUGAUUGUGAAUGAUGGGCUGUUGGUAUCUAUCUGGUCUCUGUAUGGAGACGUUUAUGUUGUGAUGCUUAUAGACUUGUGCAUCGGUGUCGAAAAAACUCAGACUCAUCACUUAAAACAAGUCAUUUGAAAAUUGAAACAGAUCAUUUCAAAAAUUAAAAUGAAUAAACAAAUCAUUUAAAACGAA